AAAGAUAAUAUUUUUUUCCUAUUAUUUCUAUAUAGUUUUUUACUUUUUCUUUAUUCUAUCGAAAAAAAAAAUAUCGAAAAAUGGGAAAUUUAGCUAUUACAGUUUUUAGAAUAAUAUUUUUUAUAGUUUAUAUGAUAUUUAUAUUUUCAUCAAUUGCAUUAAGUGAUUUAGUAAUGACUUUAUGCAUACCGAUUUUUUUAAUAUCCAGAUCAUAUUUUAGAAAGAUUACAAAUUUAAUAGCACAAUUAGGAUGGCCAUUAUUCACAUUAGCAUUCGAAACAUUAGGAAGAAAUAAAUUAGUGUACUCUGGGGAAUCAUUAAGAGAAUAUCAAAAUUUUGAUAGUAAUAAAAAAAUUGAGGGAAAAGAUAGAAAUGCAUUAGUAUUAAUUAAUCAUACUCAUCAUUGCGAUUGGUUAUUAUCAUUUUCAUUAGGAGAAAGGUGUGGAAGAAUUGGUAACAUUAAAAUAGCAAUGAAGGAUAUUAUAAAAUAUAUUCCAUUUGUAGGAGCUGGCAUUUGGGCUAUGGGCUUUAUAUUCCUAUCAAGACAAUGGCAAAACGAUCAACAUAAAAUCAAUAAAGCCUAUAGUCAUUUAAAGAAAGAUGGUGAACCAUUUUGGUUUGUUACACACCCAGAAGGAAGUAGAUUUGGACCAUCCAAUCUAAAAUCUAGCCAAGAGUUUGCUAAAUCACGUAAUUUGCCAAUACUAAAUAAUAUAUUAAUGCCAAGGGUCAAAGGUUUUACAUCAGCAGUUUUAGCACUCAACGACACAGUAGAUGCAGUUUACGAUUUAACAGUGGCCUAUAAAAAAGCCCCAGGUAAUAUGGUUAAAUUAAUUUAUGGUUCAGAUCCAACCGAAAUUCAUAUUCACGUCCGUAGAUUCCCUCUCUCCGAAAUACCAACAUCAAACGAAAAAGAUAUCGAGCAAUGGUUAUACGACAGAUACUACGAAAAAGAUCAACUCUUAAAAACAUUUAAAGAAAAAGGAUAUUUCGAUCAAUCUAAACAUUUAAAUUUACCAUUUAAGUAUCAAAAAUAUUUACCAAAUUUAAUACUUUGGAUAGUUUUAUUAUUAUCAUUUUUUACAAUUUUAAUUAAAUUAUUCAAUUAAAUAACAAACAACAAAAAAUUAAUAUAAUGUUCACACAUAAAAAUAAAUUGGGAUUAUAUAAAUAAU
Molecule: messenger RNA, 1175 nt
Organism: Dictyostelium purpureum
Lineage: Eukaryota; Evosea; Eumycetozoa; Dictyosteliales; Dictyosteliaceae
Exons: 2
Coding region: 81-1109 (342 amino acids)
Cellular component (GO): endomembrane system
Molecular function (GO): acyltransferase activity
Source: RefSeq, a predicted model, not a curated record